Molecule: messenger RNA, 1056 nt
Organism: Epithele typhae
Lineage: Eukaryota; Fungi; Basidiomycota; Agaricomycetes; Polyporales; Epitheliaceae
Exons: 2
Coding region: 1-1056 (351 amino acids)
Source: RefSeq, a predicted model, not a curated record
AUGCCCUCCUCUGCUGGAGACGAACGAUCUCCCCAGCCCCCCGGCGCCGAUACUUUUGGCCGUCGGUGCCAGGGAUGCAACAAACUUCCCGUCCUUGGCCAAUCCUUCAGGAGAUGCGGGGGUCCGUGCGCCUUGAAGCCGGUGUACUGUUCUCAGGAAUGCCAGAAGGUGCAUUGGAAGUCCCACAGGAUGUACUGCAAGAAGGCUACGGACGCGACCUCCCCACCUCUUCCCAAGCUCUCCGAGCAACUCCGCAAGUUCUGCAGUGCACAUGAAUGGGCCUUCAUCACCGCAGGCGUCGCCUUCGCACUGCGAACGUGGGGGGACGAUUACGCCAACCAGCUCGAGCGCUACGCCGUGACAUUCUUCCUCGAGCCCAACCACAGCCACCUCGGAGCAAAGCAGCCUCGGGAUCCCUCGCGCGCCUUCUCCGUGUGCGGCGUCGGGGAGGUGGACGCCAAGAAGAUAUGCAUCGCCGAGGAUCCGUCGACGAUAGAGGACGAGGCGUUUGCCCCCUCUUGCGGUGUACUCGUACUCCCACGGGGCGGCGAAGACACCACUCAGAGCGGCGCUGCGUCUGCCGGCCACCCAACAGAAGACCCCAUCGCCUGCUUCCGUCGACGCUUCAGGUCCCACCACAAGACACCCCCGCACUGGAUCCUCAUGACCACCGUCUUCGGGGUCAAGAACUCGGCGUACAUCAUGGUCGACGCCUUCGCGCGUGCACCCCCGCGCGUCAUCCAUCCCGACAUCUGCCGCACGCCGGUCUCGGACAUGCGCAAGGAGCUGCUCGACGCCAUCCAGGUCUGUGUGCAUGGCGUCAACGAGCCGCCUUCCCUGCGCUCGUUGCACGACACGUGCGCGACCGUGGCCGUCCCGGGCAACUUCGUGCGCGUGCGGGGGGAGGGGUGGGUGUGGAAGCCGCUGUUCACGGACUGGGACGAGUACUUGCGCGACCCCGAGAAAUUCGACCGGGAUGUGCCUGCGUUCACCGCCGUGCGGCAGCAGUCCAGUAUGUCGGUGGCCGACUUGAUCGCCUUCUGUACGCUCCUUUAG